Molecule: messenger RNA, 976 nt
Organism: Micropterus salmoides (largemouth bass)
Lineage: Eukaryota; Metazoa; Chordata; Actinopteri; Centrarchiformes; Centrarchidae
Gene: ak6
Product: adenylate kinase 6
Exons: 6
Coding region: 172-696 (174 amino acids)
Cellular component (GO): cytoplasm; nucleus
Molecular function (GO): ATP binding; AMP kinase activity; ATP hydrolysis activity
Source: RefSeq, a predicted model, not a curated record
AUUUGUUGACGUAAAACUGACGUGAAGCCCCAGUUUACUGCAGUGCUCGUUUGUGGAAGUCUGCUCAGCCUGGUGUGAAAGCAAACAUCUAGCUAGCUGCCGAAGUCUUCCAUCUUGUCAGCGUCCGCUUUUCGGGUUGUCAUCGAAACACGUGUUGGCAGCUAGCACGCUAUGAAGAUGAAGAAGCGACCAAACAUUCUGUUAACAGGAACCCCUGGUGUUGGAAAGACCACUUUAGGAAAGGAGCUGGCCCAGCGGACAGGGCUGACCUAUGUUAACAUAGGAGACCUGGCCCAGGAAGGACAACUUUAUGAUGGCUAUGACGAAGAGUACCAGUGCCCGGUUUUGGAUGAAGAUAGAGUGGUGGAUGAGCUGGAUGAAAAGAUGGUAGAAGGUGGUGUGAUUGUUGACUAUCAUGGCUGUGACCUAUUCCCUGAACGCUGGUUCCACAUGGUCUUUGUCCUCCGCACAGACAACACGCAGUUGUACACACGGCUAGAGAGCAGGGGCUACGCAGGAAAGAAGCUGCAGGACAACGUGCAGUGUGAGAUCUUCCAGACCAUCUACGAGGAGGCCAUGGAGGCCUACCGUGAGGAGAUUGUCCACCAGCUGCCCAGCAACACUCCAGAAGACCUAGAGCGCAACUUGGAGCAGAUAGUGCAGUGGACUGAGCAGUGGAUGAAGGACCAUAACUAGAAGCUGAACUCUGCCUGCUUGGGUCCACUAGGAGAACUGCCAACCAAAGUUAUUUGGACAAUUAAAAACGAUUGAAUUGUAGUUAUUUUCCAAUCUGCAUUUCUUUAACACUGGUGAUAUGUUCAAAGAUGUCCUUUUAAACACAGUACCAAACACCAGGACUUUCUGAUUACCCAUAGCAUGAUUUUUAACUAGUACAAACUAGUGUCACGUCAAAUCACUCAUAAACUGCUGCAUUCAUGUCAUUUUUUUAUAAAUAAAAAAUCACUGGGAAACCGCA